This is a messenger RNA of Malassezia vespertilionis, 1269 nucleotides long. RefSeq lists its product as uncharacterized. The record is from RefSeq and is a predicted model, not a curated record. Bases 1 to 1269 code for a protein of 422 amino acids. NCBI's taxonomy places the organism in Eukaryota, Fungi, Basidiomycota, Malasseziomycetes, Malasseziales, Malasseziaceae. The transcript has a single exon.
AUGCAUCGUCUGGGGCGUGCCGCAGAGAAUGCAGGACUUUCCAGAACGUCAGAUGUCGCUGGGCGCACGAGUGAAAGCGCACUCGGUGCCGCGGAUCGAGUGGCGCGCGUGCCGAGCGCGUCAUCCGAGCCACACACACCUACUAAACCGACGAAACGCAAAGCGUCAGCGUCGCCUAAGCAUCCACAUACGCCGCCGUCAGCCGAUUUGUACCACGGGGUUUUCGGUGCGAAUUUUGCCGCUCUCGAGUCGCCUUCGCGCAAGAGCAGAGACGACAAUUUGUUCCGCAUCGUGCGGCACCCCAUGUCCCCGCCAGAGCCGCAUGCACGCGUGCAGCCACGCAUGCCUGCUUCGCGCACUUUUACACGCGGCAAUGCGAGCGACUGGCUGAAUCGGAUAGCGUCUUCGCCGCAACUCGGCUCGCCGCAGCGCGCUGGCGCAACAACCGAUCUGCACAACUAUCCACCGCCAGAAGUGCUGCGCUACGAGCGCCAGGCUGCGUGCUUGCAAUCACCGGUCAAACGCCCGCGUAUCCAUGCGGCUUUUCACGAGCCACCCGCGUUUUGUUUUCCCGCGCAUGGCGCGUCUGGGAGCAGCCCGCAGCUGCGCUUGCCGAAUGGACACGUCGCCUCUUCGCUUGCGCAGGAUCUGGGGCUCUGUGAAGGCAGUCCGCAUGUGCGGCACCGCGGGCCUGUGCAUUCACAUGCGCGCAAUGCGUCACUCUCUUCUUUGAGCGAUGCGCGCCACGAGACGGGCUUGGUGCCGAUCCCUAACACUCCUGAUACAUUGCGCACUGCGCACGAUACGAGGCCCUGGCACAGCCGCAACUGGAGCAUGGACUCGGUCCCCUUGCGUCCGUUGCACGCACCGCCGCGCCGGCGUCUCGCGCCCCCGCCGCAAAGCCUGCCUGCGCCGCGUCACGCCUAUUUGGACAACUCUGCGCUAAGUUCGCGCAGCUGGGGCAGGGAAACAAUUUCCCGUGCGCACCGGCGCUCUGUUUCACACAGCAUGGUCGAGACCAUGACGCCCGUUCCCGUCUCGCGUGAUCGGAGUGGACUUAUCACUACUCCGCCCGGCGCCUUGACGUCACCAGUAUACCCCGACACGCCCAAGACAAUGGGAUGUCAUUUUCCCUCUGGCGAGUUUCUCAAUACGAGUCCCACUCCACAGCCGCGUCAGCGAGCGCCCAAAGGCGCACGCCCGCAACGCGCGACCUUAGCGGCGAAGCCUGGCCAUGCGCGGGUCCAGUCAGAUGAUCUACGCUCCUAA